Molecule: messenger RNA, 1555 nt
Organism: Triplophysa dalaica
Lineage: Eukaryota; Metazoa; Chordata; Actinopteri; Cypriniformes; Nemacheilidae
Gene: ptgis
Product: prostaglandin I2 (prostacyclin) synthase
Exons: 10
Coding region: 10-1464 (484 amino acids)
Biological process (GO): prostaglandin biosynthetic process
Molecular function (GO): prostaglandin-I synthase activity; iron ion binding; monooxygenase activity
Source: RefSeq, a predicted model, not a curated record
CCAGCGCGUAUGCUCACACAGACACUCGUCAUGUUGUGGACGGCUGCUCUUCUGCUGGGACUCAUCGCACUUCUGCUGGUGUACUCAAGACGCCGAAGACAAAGAAAUGAACCUCCUCUUGAUAAUGGGAUAAUCCCAUGGCUUGGCCAUGCACUCGAGUUUGGAAAAGAUGCUGCUAAAUUCCUGACACGGAUGAAACAGAAACAUGGAGACAUCUUUACGGUGUUUGUGGCCGGAAAGUACGUCACAGUUCUGUUGGAUUCAAACAGCUAUGAGACCGUCCUGAAGGAUGAGGACUCUCUGGAUGCGACCGGCUAUGCAAAGCUCCUAAUGAAGAAAAUCUUCGACCUGCAUCUGCCCAAUCACAACCCAAAAUCUGAGAGGAACAGAGCACAUGAACAUUUUCAAGGGAACGGUCUAACCCAACUGCGCAGCUCAAUGCACAACAACCUCCAGCUGCUGUUGACUUCUCCAGAAGCAGGUCUCAACACAGCCGGAUGGAAAAAAGAUGGACUAUUUAGUUUUUGUUAUGGUUUGCUUUUCAGGGCUGCCUAUCUCACUGUGUUUGGCACGCAUAACAAUAGUGCUGAGCUAACAGAAAUUUAUGAGGAGUUCCGCCGGUUCGACAAGCUUUUACCUAAACUGGCGAGAGGCACCCAGAACAAAGAGGAAACAAAAGUUGCAAACUCUGCGCAAGGGAGGCUGUGGGAACUCUUAACUCCAGCAAGCGCAGACAAAAAUGCGAAAGACCUGUCGUGGCUUCAGAGCUUCAUACAACACCUUCAGGAGGAAGGCCUGGACGAUGAGACUCAGAGGAAAGCAAUGCUUCUUCAGCUAUGGGUCACACAAGGAAACGCUGGACCAGCGGCAUUCUGGGUUGUGGGCUUCUUACUAACCCAUCCCGAAGCUCUAAGGGCAGUCAGAGAGGAAAUCAUAAGUGUACAGCAUCUGGCUCCGGGAGAGAGAGACAAACACACUCCUGUGUUUGAUAGUGUUCUUAAAGAGACACUGCGUCUAACUGCAGCUGCACUCAUCACUAGAGAAGUCAUGAGAGAUACGAAGAUUUCUUUAAGCGACGGACAGGAGUACCAACUCAGGCGGGGCGAUCGGCUGUGUGUUUUUCCAUUCCUUAGCCCUCAAAUGGACCCACAGAUCCACCAAGAGCCAGAGAUGUUCAUUUUCGAACGCUUCCUUAAUGAAAACAGGAAGGAGAAGAAGGACUUCUUUAAGGAUGGAAGAAGAGUAAAGAAUUCCAUCAUGCCUUGGGGAACAGGAGAAAACAAGUGUCCGGGAAGUGAUUUUGCAAUUAGCGCCAUUAAAGAGUUCGUGUUAACAAUCUUGAUUCAAUUUGAUCUGGAAUUGGGCGAAGAUGCAAGUAUGCCGUCGGUAGACACCAGCAGAUAUGGCUUUGGGAUGCUACAACCAAGAGGAGAUCUAGAGAUUCGCUACAGAAAGAGAUCUUGACAUGCCAAAUCUGAUACACUGUACACAUUUUUAUGAUGUAAAUACAAUUUUGAUUAAUGUCUUAUUUAUUGCAUUAAAUAUAAAUACAACA